This is a messenger RNA of Plectropomus leopardus (leopard coralgrouper), 3293 nucleotides long. It is a transcript of the gene mylk5, whose product is annotated as myosin, light chain kinase 5. Lineage: Eukaryota; Metazoa; Chordata; Actinopteri; Perciformes; Serranidae. The record is from RefSeq and is a predicted model, not a curated record. Gene Ontology annotation, biological process: protein phosphorylation. Gene Ontology annotation, molecular function: protein binding; protein kinase activity; ATP binding.
UUAGCCAUUAUACUAAUGACAGGGGUUUGAGCAGUGGGUGGGGAAUGUGGCCUUAUAGUGAGUCUGGAGAGAUAAGGAGAUCCCUGCCUGAGAAGGCCAAAGUAAAAGAGAAAGAUUUCUGAUGUAGGUGGAGUUAGCAUAGAUCAGGGGAGGGUGAGAAAAGAGAGUUGAACAUGUGCAGAGAAGUGUGAGGAGUGAGGGCAGAGCUGCACUGGGUUAGCAGGGAGUGUUUUACAGAAGAGAGAUCAGGCUGCAGAGACACCACACAGCUGUCACAAAGAAAGGAAGUGUGAUAAUCAGCUUGAGAAAUGACAGUGUGAAUUAUUUGUAGUUGUUCCGUUCAGAGGCUGGGGUGUUUUGUUUUUUUUUUGUUUUUUUUUUAUCAAAAAUGAACAGUGAUGGCAGCAAACAGCGUUAUGUGUCAACCUUCAGGAUGCACAUCAAGCCACCCCAUGCAACUCCUACACCAGGGAAUGGACCAGGAACUACUUGCACCAAAUUUACAGACACAGGAUCUGUUAACCUCUCUGCUCGUAAAUGUCUGGAUCAACCCGUCUUCAUAGAACCACUGCAGGACUGUUGCGUGGACGAAGGAAAUGACAUCACACUGCGGGGGGUUCUCACCGGAAGUCAACCGAUCAAAGUGUCAUGGUUGCACAAUGGUGAAGUGGCCCGUUUUGGGAAUCCUUCCUUCAAUGGCAGGGAGAUGAGUUUUGUGGUGAGGGAAUGCUUGCCGGAAGAUGCUGGCGCCUACACUUGCUUGGCAGAGAACAGUGCAGGGAAGACGUCCUGCUGCGCUGCUGUGUUUGUCAGAGACUUUGAAACUAUCUGCGGUGUCCAGAAUCGAGUUUCAAAUAUCCACGCUUCUACGUCCAAAAGCUUUGUGGAGAACGGAAGGUCACCACAGUCUCCCAAAGACGAGCUACAGAAGAUGAGUGAAUCCACUUAUACCUCCCCUUCAGGCUCUGAUAAGCUUAGCCCAGUCUCAGAGGUCAUCCCAAAGAGGAGAGCCAACUCAGGCACAGGCCCAGCCUUACAUUUUGAAAACCCUCCACAGCACCUCGAAGUGAAGGUGGGACAAACUGCACGAGUGACCUGUGUUUUCACCGGCAGUCCUCCUGUAGUGUCCUGUUGGAUCAGAAACAAAGAACAGAUCGUGGAUGGUCCAGAGCUGUGGACAGAAAACACUGAUCGGAGCAGUACACUGGUCAUAGCAGAGGCUAAACCACAGCACACAGGCCGUUAUACUGUUGUAGUAAAGGACCGCAAGAGCUCAGCACAACACACACUCACCCUUUCUGUCAUAGAGAGGCCUCAGCCUCCAGCCUCCUCUCCUCUGAUCUCACUCAUUUCCACCACCAGCCUUGUGCUGUCGUGGUCGGGCCCCUGCUACGACGGCGGCAGUGCCAUCCUGGGUUAUGUGGUCGAGGUAAAGAACCAAGGAAGUGUUGAGCGUGAGGAUUGGACUGAGCUCACUGCCCAGUGUAAGAGCACCUCGUACAGAGUGUGCUCUGAGCUGCAGCCUCAACAGGAAUACUGCUUCAGAGUGAGGGCCUACAACGCAGUGGGAGUAAGUGAGCCUGGACCAGUGUCACCAGUGGUUCUGAUGGAGCAGAAAGACAAACCACAAGAAGAGGAGGCCCCUCAGGCGUUUUUCAGUGUCACUAUUGACUCCUCACAGAAAGUCACAGAUCACUACAUUUUGCAGGAGAAACUGGGAAUGGGAAAGUUCGGCCUGGUGUUUAAGCUAACCCACAAAGAGACAGGACGUGUGUGUGCAGGAAAGUUCUACAAAGGACGACGUGCCAAGGAAAGGGAGGCUGCUCGCAAAGAGAUAGAGCUGAUGAACGACCUCCACCACCCCAAACUGGUUCAGUGUCUCGCUGCAUAUGAUCACAAGCCUGAGAUGGUCAUGGUCAUGGAGUUUAUCGCAGGCGGGGAACUGUUUGAACGCAUUGUGGAUGACAACUUUGAGCACACAGAGCCCACCAGUGUGCGGUACAUGCAGCAGAUCCUGGAGGGGAUUUCCUACAUGCAUCAGCAGGAUAUUGUUCAUCUGGACCUCAAACCUGAAAACAUCGUAUGUGUUGACACCAAUGGCACCUCCAUAAAAAUCAUUGAUUUCGGAUUGGCCAGCAGACUCGAUGGGAAAACACCUCUGAAGGUGAUGCAUGGGACUCCAGAGUUUGUGGCACCUGAAGUGAUCAACUACGAGCCUGUGACUUUGGCAACUGACAUGUGGAGCAUCGGAGUCAUCUGCUACAUAUUACUGAGUGGUGAGUCUCCGUUCCAGGGUAACAACGAUGCAGAGACCCUGGCCUUGGUCACAGCUGCCCAGUGGGAGUUUGAUGAGGAGAGCUUUGAUGAGAUUACAGAUGAAGCCAAAAACUUUAUCAGCUCCCUGCUCAACAAAGACACCAGGCGAAGGAUGUCUUGUGAAGAGGCACUUGCCCACCCUUGGAUGACCUUAGACUCUGAAGCGCUUGCCUCCACCAAGAGUCUGUCCAAAGAGAAGAUGAAGAGGUUUCUAGCAAGGCAGAAGUGGAAGAAAGCAGGAAAAGCCUUGUUAGCCCUGAAGAGAAUGGCUCUGCUGUCUAAAAGUGACAGUUCAGCAUCUCCUACCAGCCCUGGAGAAGACUCACCCCUGAGCCCGGAAGCUGAGGAUGCCUUGCAGUCUCUGGAGCGUAAGAUGCAGGGGCCACCCCAGUUCACCCAGAGCCUGGAGGAUCUGACGGUAGCUCGGGGAUCCACUGCCCGUCUCUCAUGUCACCUCACAGGAUACCCUGACCCGGAGGUGGUGUGGCUGUGUGGUAAAGAGCCUCUGGUGGAGUCACCCACAGUACAGAUAGAGUACGAGGAAGAUGGCCACUGUACCCUGGUCUUAGUCAAAGUUGACCCACAGGACACCAAUACUUACACCUGUCGAGCCACCAAUGACCACGGGGAGACAUUCUGCUCAGCCAAACUCACUGUUCAAGAGUAGAUUUAUUAAAACUACAGACAUAAAAUUUUAACAGUAGUAUUGUACAUUCUAGUUUUAAUACAAAUGGGGACCAAACUGUACAUCCUGUGUGGCUGGAAAUAUAUAAUACAUUUAUUAUUGUACAGAAUGUAUGGACUGAUGAAUAUUGUUACAGAGCUACAAGCAUAUUAGGUUGAUAUUUCUUCAUAGGCAUACUGUUUUCAACCUGUUUUUUCAGCUAAAAUCUUCCAGCUUUUUCUUACUUUGCCUCAUGGGGGAAUUAUUUAAUAAUCCCUUGCAGUACAAAUAAAUUGAGAUAUCCCUUUCGUGA